AUGAGCGCAGCGUUCGGUCCGUCCUUCAUGGUGAUGCAGCGGCCGCUCGGAAGCACCACCGCCUUCAGCAUUGACUCUCUGAUCGGGGGGCCCCCGCAGCCCAGCCCGGGACACUUCGUCUACACUGGCUACCCGAUGUUCAUGCCGUACCGGUCGGUGGUGCUCCAGCCGCCGCCCCCGCCGCCCCCGGCCCUGCAGCAGGCUCUCCCCGCCGGUCACCACCCGCACCCGCAGAUCCCCAGCCUGCAGAGCGGCUUCUGCUCCAGCCUGGCGCAGGGCCUGACGCAGGGCAUGGCGCUCACCUCCACGCUCAUGGCGUCGCUGCCCGGCGGCUUCUCCCCGUCCCAGCAGCACCAGGAGGCGGCCAGGAAGUUCGGCUCACAGGCGCUGCACGCGGUCUUCGACAAAACUCAGGAGCUGCGGAUGGACGCGGAGGACGGCAAGAGCUUCCUGCAGGGGAAAGAGUCCGCGGCGCUGCAGGCUUUCCACGACACCGACACGUCGGUGCAGACAUCCACAGUCAGAGCACACAGUAAAGAAGACUCCAAGGAAGACGAGUGCGGCCGGAAAGACGAGAGCUUCUCCAUGGACAGUGACUUGGACUACAGCUCCGACGACAACCUCACCUCCAUGUGCCACAAGGAGGACGGGGACGGCGGCGGAGGAGGUCUGGACGACGGCCCGCACAUGCACGGCUCCGGCGGCGGCGGCGGCUCCGGGGCGGGCGGCGGCGGCGGGAGCGGCGGCGGAAAGAACCGGCGGCGGCGGACGGCGUUCACCAGCGAGCAGCUGCUGGAGCUGGAGAAGGAGUUCCACUGCAAGAAGUACCUGUCCUUAACCGAGCGCUCCCAGAUCGCGCAUGCGCUGAAGCUGAGCGAGGUGCAGGUGAAGAUCUGGUUCCAGAACCGGCGCGCCAAGUGGAAACGGGUCAAAGCCGGAAACGUCAACAACAAAUCCGGGGAGCCGUCCCGGAACCCCAAAAUAGUCGUUCCCAUCCCGGUGCACGUGAGCCGCUUCGCAAUAAGAAGUCAGCACCAGCAGAUGGAGCAGGCCAGACCGUAG
Messenger RNA from Chelmon rostratus (copperband butterflyfish), 1062 nucleotides. It is a transcript of the gene gbx2, whose product is annotated as gastrulation brain homeobox 2. Lineage: Eukaryota; Metazoa; Chordata; Actinopteri; Chaetodontiformes; Chaetodontidae. Gene Ontology annotation, molecular function: DNA-binding transcription factor activity, RNA polymerase II-specific; RNA polymerase II transcription regulatory region sequence-specific DNA binding. Gene Ontology annotation, biological process: regulation of nervous system development; regulation of transcription by RNA polymerase II. The record is from RefSeq and is a predicted model, not a curated record. Gene Ontology annotation, cellular component: nucleus. The coding region runs from base 1 to 1062 and encodes 353 amino acids. The transcript is spliced from 2 exons.